AUGAAUCCAGCAGCGUCCCUUGGGGUCCUGGAGCAGAAUCCGGACGAACAUGCCUCCGCACCGAUUCUUGGGCCCUCCGUAUAUUCUGAUAACCCGCAGGAGCGGAUCCAGGCUCGGCGUCUCCGCAUCGCGGCGCGCCUGGAAGCGCGGCGGCGGGAAGCACUUGGCGAAUACAUAGAUGGCAAGAAGGAGAGCGAGGAGGAGCAGAGCAAGAGCUACAAACAGAAAGAAGAAAGCAGACUGAAAUUGGCCAAGCUGCUAUUGUGUGGCACUGAGCUGGUGACAAAUGUCCAGGUGGCUGUAGACAACAGAGAGAUCCACAGGAGGGUGGAAGAGGAAGAGAUAAAGCGUCAGAGAAUCGAGAAGCUGGAGAAUGAAGUAAAGACCAGCCAGGACAAAUUCGAUGAGAUUAUGUCCAAGUGGGAGGAGGGCAAGCAGAAGAGAAUUCCCCAGGACCUGUGGGAAGUGCUCAACACUCAGCAGGUGCACUGUGCGGGGCUGAUCGAAGAUAAGAACAAGCUCAUCAGCGAGUUACAGCAGGAGCUGAAAAUAAAAGAUGAUCAGUAUGUGAAGGACUUGAAGAAACAGUCUGAUGACAUCUGCCUGCUGCUGGAUAGGAUGGAAGAACAAGUGAAGAGCGUAAUGAAGAGCUUCCGGCAGGAGCUGCAUCACAUUGAGAAAGCAUUUGAGGUGGAGCGGCAGGAGCUACUGGCCAGUAAUAAGAAGAAGUGGGAGCGAGCGCUGCAGGCACACAAUGCCAAGGAGCUGGAGUAUCUCGUCAAUCGCCUGAAGAGGGUGGAGGACUACGAGAAGCAGCUGAACAAGCAGAGCAUCUGGGACUGCGAGGAGUACAACAUGAUUAAAGUCAAGCUGGAGCAGGAUGUUCAGAUUCUUGAGCAGCAGCUGCAGCAGAUGAAAGCCAUCUACCAGCUCAACCGCGAGAAGCUUGAGUACAACUUCCAGGUGCUGAAGAAGCGAGAUGAGGAAAAUACGGUGAUUAAAUCACAGCAGAAAAGGAAGAUCAACCGUCUGCACGACAUACUUAAUAACCUGAGAUCCAAGCACGCCAAGCAGGUGAAGCAGUUUCACGAGGAGAACCAGGCCUUGACGAUGGACUACAGACGGCUUGUGCUGCAGUUCAAGGAACUGCAGAAAGCCAUGAGGCAUUUUGAUCUCAUUGAUGAUGAGAAGUUUCAGGAGAUCUGGCUGAUGAACGAAGAGGAGGCCAAGGAUCUAAUAAACCGAGCCUUUGACGUCGACAGGAUCAUCCACACCCACCACCUGGGGCUUCCCUGGACAGCACCUGAUUUACCCAUCCUGAAGAAUGUGGGGCCGAUCUCUCAGAAGCGGCAGCACAAAUCAGCGGCCCAGAUACUGGAGGAAGUGCUGAUGCGUGCAGAAGAGGAAGGAGCAGAAGAGAUGGAGUCCUACCUGGACCUGCCCAAGCAAAUUUCAGCCAAGACCACCAGGAAGAUCCUGAUGCUCUUGUGUGACGAGUCGGGUUUCCUCAUUGAGAGCAAGCUGAUGAGCCUAUUACUACCUCUGGAGACGACGGAAUGCUACCUGCUGCGGUUGGACGCCAUCUUUUCAGCCCUGGGAAUCGAAAGUGAAGACGAUCUGUACAAGCUGGUGCACUUCUUCCUCAAGUACCGGGCUGAGCACCUGUCCUCCAGCCAGAUCACCCUCCCGGACCAAGUGAAUGAGGACCGUACAAGCAUGGUGUCAAUGCUGGAGCAGCUGAGCUGGCUGUCAGGGGCAGAGCAUGUGAACCUGGCAUUGGCCGAGGAGGAGGAAGAAGAAGAGAAGGAGAAGGGGGAAGAGGCUGAGCAGACAGCGCUGGAGGGGGAGGAGAGCCUGGUGGAAGGGGAGCAGAGAGAGAAGGAGAGCCCGCCUUCCCCCAAGCUCAUCCACCCCAAUGAAGUGCUCAAGGUGCUGGAGGCCUUCGUCAUGGGUCUGAGGAAGCCCAGGGACACUCGGCUGCCACGGAGGAUGCUGAAGGACAUGCGUGAUGACUCUGAAGAUUCAGCUUACUGGCAGGCGUUGGCGACUGUCAUUCCCGCUGCCAAGCAGAACCUGUGGGAUGCGCUCUACGUGGCUCUGGAGAAAUAUCACCUCGUCCUCACCCAGAGGGCAAAGCUGCUGCUGGAAAACCAGUCUCUGGAGAAGCAGAAUGCGGAGCUGCAGCAGCUGUUGCGACAAUACCUCAAUGCACAGAUCAACUCUGAGCUGCAGGUCCCUCCGACCCAGGUGUUCCGGGUACCCACAAAGUAGUAGCCGACCUGCACAGGCUGAGACAUCAGGGCUGGCACCGGGGCUGGCACCUGCCCCUAC
Molecule: messenger RNA, 2331 nt
Organism: Ochotona curzoniae (black-lipped pika)
Lineage: Eukaryota; Metazoa; Chordata; Mammalia; Lagomorpha; Ochotonidae
Gene: DRC1
Product: dynein regulatory complex subunit 1
Exons: 17
Coding region: 1-2271 (756 amino acids)
Biological process (GO): cilium-dependent cell motility; regulation of cilium movement; axonemal dynein complex assembly
Cellular component (GO): axonemal dynein complex; axoneme
Source: RefSeq, a predicted model, not a curated record